CGCGGCGCCGCCGACAGACGGGCCCGGCCGCCGGCGGGACGGGACGGAGCGGAGCGGGCAGGCCGCGCGAUCGUGCUGCUGUCCCAGACGGCCUGUUCCUGUGCUGUUUUGGGCUCAGCCCAAUGAGGGCUUGGGCUGAGCGGGAACCAGCAGGGUAUAGAGGCCAGCACGCCUCAGAGUGCUGACGCUGGGAGGCCACUGGACCUGCCGCUUCUGGGACCCUCCUGCUCCCCAGCUCAAGGAACCCCGAUUCUCUGAUGGAUCUGAGGCCCUGCUCGCUGCUGCUGCUCUGGACUCUGGUGGUUGCCCUUGCUCUCCUGGCUCAGGAGGUGCUGGCCCAGCAUAUUUACACCAACACCUGGGCUGUGCUUGUCCCUGCGGGGCCCCAGGAGGCUGACAGGCUGGCCAGGAAGCAUGGAUUCCUUAACCUGGGCCCGAUCUUUGGUGACUAUUACCACUUUCGGCACCGUGGCGUGGUGAAGCGUUCCCUCUCACCCCACCAGCCCUGGCACAGCCGCUUGGCCAGGGAACCGCAGGUGCAGUGGCUGGAGCAGCAGGUGGCAAAGCGCAGGACCAAGCGAGACAUUUUCAUGGAGCCCACGGACCCCAAGUUUCCACAGCAGUGGUACCUGUACAACACAAACCAGCGGGACCUGAAUGUGCGUCAGGCCUGGGAGCAGGGAUACACAGGCAAGGGCAUCGUGGUGUCCAUCCUGGAUGAUGGCAUUGAGAAGAACCACCCUGACCUGGAAGCCAACUAUGACCCUGGGGCAAGUUUUGAUGUCAAUGACCAGGACCCAGACCCGCAGCCCCGCUACACGCAGAUGAAUGACAACAGACACGGCACGCGCUGCGCCGGGGAAGUGGCUGCCGUGGCAAACAAUGGGAUCUGUGGUGUUGGUGUGGCCUACAAUGCCAGGAUCGGAGGCGUGCGCAUGCUGGAUGGGGAGGUGACUGAUGCUGUGGAGGCCCAUUCCCUGGGCCUCAACCCCAACCACAUCCACAUCUACAGUGCCAGCUGGGGCCCUGAGGAUGAUGGCAAGACUGUGGAUGGCCCGGCCCGGCUGGCAGAGGAGGCUUUCUUCCGUGGGGUCAGCCAGGGCCGAGGGGGGCUGGGCUCCAUCUUCGUCUGGGCAUCUGGGAACGGGGGCCGUGAGCACGACAGCUGCAACUGUGACGGUUACACCAACAGCAUCUACACGCUGUCCAUCAGCAGCACCACACAGUACGGCAACGUGCCCUGGUACAGCGAGGCCUGCUCUUCCACCCUCGCCACCACGUACAGCAGCGGCAACCAGAACGAGAAGCAGAUUGUGACGACUGACCUCAGACAGAAAUGCACUGAGUUGCACACUGGGACGUCAGCCUCGGCACCCCUGGCCGCUGGCAUCAUUGCCCUUGCCCUGGAAGCCAACAAGAACCUGACCUGGCGGGACAUGCAGCACCUGGUGGUGCAGACCUCAAAGCCAGCUCACCUCAAUGCCAAUGACUGGGUCACCAAUGGUGUUGGUCGCAAAGUCAGCCACUCCUAUGGCUAUGGCCUGCUGGAUGCCGGGGCCAUGGUGAGCCUGGCCAAGAACUGGACCACAGUGGGACCUCAGAGGAAGUGCGUCAUCGAUAUCCUUGCAGAGCCCAGGGACAUUGGGAAGCGCGUGGAGGUACGACGGAAGGUGGACGCCUGCCUGGGGAAAGCCAACUACAUCAGCCGGCUGGAGCACGCGCAGGCCAGGCUGACGCUGUCCUACAACCGGCGUGGGGACCUGGCCAUACACCUGGUCAGCCCCAUGGGCACCCGCUCCACCCUCCUGGCUGCCAGGCCCCACGACUUCUCGGCCGAUGGCUUCAAUGACUGGGCCUUCAUGACGACACACUCGUGGGAUGAGGACCCCUCUGGGGAGUGGGUGCUGGAGAUUGAGAACACCAGUGACGCCAACAACUAUGGCACACUGACCAAGUUCACACUUGUGCUGUAUGGGACGGCCACCGACUCCCCCGGCCUCUCCAACCAGCUGGAGAGCAGUGGCUGCAAGACCCUGACCCCCAGCCAGACCUGUGUGGUCUGUGAGGAGGGGUACUACCUGCACCAGAAGAGCUGCCUGAAGCACUGCCCUCCUGGCUUUGCACCCGGCGUCCAGAGCACGCACUACAACUUGGAGAACAGCGUGGAGCCCAUCGCGCCCCAUCUCUGCCUGCCCUGCCACCCCUCCUGCGCCACCUGUGUGGGACCCGGCCCCAACCAGUGCCUCACCUGCCCCGCGCACUCCCACUUCAGCAGCCUGGACCUCUCCUGCUCCCACCAGACACAGAGCAGCCGUGCAUCCCCUGCCCUGGCAGAUGGCGAGGGGCCGGCUGAGACCCCCUCUCCAGUCAACCUUCCCGUCCUCAUUGCCAGCCUCAGCUGCGUCCUCAUUGUCGUCAUCUUUGUCACCAUCUUCCUGGUGCUGCAGGCACGCUCAGGCUUCAGCCUGCGGGGCGUGAAGGUCUAUGCCCUGGACAGCGGGAUCAUCUCCUACAAGGGGCUCCCCUCCGACAUCUGGCAGGAGGAGGGCCCCUCCGAAUCGGACGGUGAGGAUUACGAGGCCCACAGUGAGAGGACUGCCUUCAUCAGAGACCAAAGUGCCCUUUGAUGAGCCCUCCUGCCCCUCCCUCCUCCCUGCCCAGCACCAUGGGGCCAGGGCAGGUGAGGCCGAGGGGCCCAGACUCUGCCCCUGUCCCCUUCCUGCACUGCAGCAGCCCAGGGCUCCCACUCGCUGGCACUAUCCCUCUACCCCAGCCUGGGUGGCCUGGCACAGCCCUGCUGGCACCAUCUCCAGCAUAGUACUGUCCCAGUCUUGCACCAUCUCUCCUGGCCCUGCAUCCAUUCUGUGCCACAUGCUGGGAUGUUUGGCGGCAGUGGGGCCACGGGUGGGCAGCAUGUGGGGUCUUUGGGUUGCCAUGGCCCAAGGAGGGCUGGCUGAAGCAGGGGUGGCUCUGCCCCCCCAGGGCUGAGCCCAGCCCAUGGCAUGGUGUCCCCCUGCCCCUGCAACCCUUGGCAUGACAGGCUGCGUCCCUGGCUUGGUCCAUUGUGUCCUGGCUCCCUGCCGCCUGGCUGGACCUGUCCGCCCCCACCCGUGCCCUUCAACAGCAAUAAUGGCCAGGCCUCAGCUGCUGCUGCCUGCUUGCCCACUCUGCCCAUCCCACCAUGGCUGCCUGCAGUGGGCAGGAGCCCUGGCACCGGGGAGUGUGGGGCCAGGCACCGCCUUCCCUCGUGCCUGUGGUGCGGCCCACAGCCUGGGCAGGGACCCCUCGCACAGACCCUGCUCUGGGAGGCUGCCCCAGGCCCUUGUGUUCUGACCUCAGGCAGGGCUCAGGCAGUGCUGGUGCCAGCACUGCCCCAGCUCUGCCUGCACCCCACCUGUGCCAGGCAGCGCCUGGCGUCCCUGCAGCCCCACCCCCCUGAUGUGCCUUGCCCCCAUUUGGUGACAAUCCGUUCUGCUCCCCCCCGGAGCCCCUUCCCUCGCUGCCCCUUCCCCGCGGGCUGGGGGCUGGUGCCGCGAGCCCCUUUGCCGUCCGCCGCCACACACCGGGGCCGUGGCACGGGCUCCCACCCGCGCCAGCCACAGAUGGAGCCGCUGGCUGGGGGCCACAGGACUAUUUUUCUAUAACAACUUUUUGGUGCACAGUAAUUUUUUUCUUGUAAUUUAAUCAGCCGGGAGCUGUCUCCUGAGCCUGUUUUUAAUUUAAUGGAUGUGGAUAUAACGCUAGAGAGACUGAGUUAUUAAAUGUUCAGAACUAUGCAAACCA
Molecule: messenger RNA, 3783 nt
Organism: Empidonax traillii (willow flycatcher)
Lineage: Eukaryota; Metazoa; Chordata; Aves; Passeriformes; Tyrannidae
Gene: FURIN
Product: furin, paired basic amino acid cleaving enzyme
Exons: 16
Coding region: 258-2627 (789 amino acids)
Biological process (GO): peptide hormone processing
Cellular component (GO): Golgi membrane; trans-Golgi network
Molecular function (GO): serine-type endopeptidase activity
Source: RefSeq, a predicted model, not a curated record